This is a messenger RNA of Phalaenopsis equestris, 1899 nucleotides long. Its product is annotated as pentatricopeptide repeat-containing protein At3g62890-like. The transcript is spliced from 2 exons. Gene Ontology annotation, biological process: RNA modification. Lineage: Eukaryota; Viridiplantae; Streptophyta; Magnoliopsida; Asparagales; Orchidaceae. The record is from RefSeq and is a predicted model, not a curated record. Gene Ontology annotation, molecular function: protein binding; RNA binding. Bases 210 to 1775 code for a protein of 521 amino acids.
GGUGCAUGUGUGGUUACCCCAGUUCCUCCAUUUGUACUUGGCAGAUCAUACUAAAAACUUUCAUCGAUGGCAUUGGCUUAACAUAAUCAUUUUAUUUGAAAUAAAAAAUGAAAAAUUAUGUGGCAUGUUUGUAAAUCUUUCAAAAUAAUCAUCGUCAUAAUAAUGGAAUGCAACUUUAGCAUAGCACCUGGAAGUGCAACAUUGUGUUCAUGGUGAUGGGGUCCACCCACCCAAGCCUUCACCUCUGCCAUCCAACCCCAGACAUCUUCACCUGGAACUCUCUCCUCCGCUCCCACCCCAACCCCAUCUCCCUCUACCCUCGCAUCCUCCGCCAUUGCACUCGCCCCGACUCCUUCACCUUCCCCCUCCUACUCUCCUCCCUCUCCCUAACCUCUCCCCAUCUUCUCCCCUCCCUCCUCCCCCAACUCCACUCCCACAUCCUCCACCAUGGCCUCUUCCACCAUCCCCACGUCCUCUCCUCUCUCAUUUCCUCCUACUCCUCCCUCCCCUCUCACCUCCCCCUCUUUCUCUCCCUCCCUCUCCCCCUCCACGACCUCCCCACCUCCAACUCCCUCCUCUCCUCCCUCCUACGCGCCCGCCACCUCCUCCUUGCCCGCAACCUGUUCCACCAAAUGCCCCGCCGAAACGUCAUCUCCUGGUCCUCCAUCAUCCACGGCCAUGCCAAUCUCGGCCAUCCCCUCGUCGCCCUCUCUCUGUUUAACGACAUGCUCGCCGAUCCCCGUGCCCCUUCUCCAAACCAUUUCACCCUCUCCUCCGUUCUCGCCGCCUGCGCUCGCUUAGGCGCCCUCCACCACGGCCUUUGGGCGCACGCGUUCAUCUCCCGUUGCGGCCUCGCCAUCAACGCCAUCCUCGCGACCUCCCUCAUCGACAUGUACGCCAAAUGUGGCCACCUCCAACGCGCGCGCAAGGUGUUCGACGAUUUGCCCCAUCAACUUCGCGACGCCACUGCAUGGACUGCUAUGAUAUCAGGUCUCGCCGUGCACGGUCUUGCCGAAGAUGCCCUCUCCAUGUUUCGCGACAUGGUACGAAGCCCCAGCUUGAAACCAAAUUCCGUCACAUUGCUCGCCGUUCUCCAGGCAUGCGUCCAUGGCGGGCGGGUCCAAGAGGGCGAGCAGUAUUUCGCCGCGAUGAGCCCAGAUUUCGGCAUCGCUCCAUCGAUUGAACACUUCGGGUGCAUGAUUGACCUCUACGCUCGCGUCGGGUUGAUCGGCCGCGCGUUGUCGACAGUACAAUCGAUGCCGAUGCGUCCCGAUGCGCUCAUCUGGGGAGCUCUGCUUGGGGGUUCGAAAACCCAUGGCGAUAUUCUAGCAUGUGAAGCUGCCAUCAAAGGGCUUAUCGAGAUCGAACCGGGGAAUAGCGCCGCGUACCUGCUGCUCUCCAAUGUGUACGCCAAGAUGGGUAGGUGGGAGGAGGUUUACUCAACUAGGAGGCUCAUGGAACGCAAUGGUGUGAAGAAAACGCCUGGAUGCAGCUCCAUUGAGGUCGAUGGUCGGAUCCAUGAGUUCUUCUCCGGUUACGUUUCGGAUCCGGAGGAUGAAGCGUUGUGUCUGAUGGUGGAGGAGAUGAUGGGGAGGCUGAGGGGUGUGGGAACCAGGGAGGUGUUGUUGGAUUUGGAAGGGGGAGGAGGAAGGGAAGGAGAUGGCGCUAUCGGUGCACGGCGAGAAGCUGGCGGUGGCUUUCGGUCUGAUGAAGACGAAACAGGGGACGGAGAUUAUAGUGGUGAAGAACCUGAGGAUCUGUGUGGACUGUCAUGAGGCGAUCAGACUGGUUUCGAGGGUUUACAAAAGAUUUUUCUGCGAGGGAUUGUAAUCGUCUUCAUCAGUUCAGGGAUCCCAUGGCAGCCCUGGCCGCACAGAUGUUGUGAAUACAAAUUUUACA